Messenger RNA from Eruca vesicaria subsp. sativa (arugula), 2991 nucleotides. The record is from the annotation of a GenBank genome assembly. Lineage: Eukaryota; Viridiplantae; Streptophyta; Magnoliopsida; Brassicales; Brassicaceae.
AUGGCUGAUGGGCCGAAGCCGUGGAGGAGAAGCAUCACCGGUCUUGCAUCGACUUUAUGGUCUAGAGAUGAUGGACCCCAGAAGUGGAUGGUUGUUUCAGAAUCUAUGGAAAGAGUCUGCGACGUUAGUCCUGACGCCGUGAGGCAGCGGCGGAGCUUUCUUCGCGAUGCAAUCUCCACGUCGGAUUUGAGGCUCGGGAAAUGCACACACGCACGUAUCUUAGCCUUAGAGGAAAGCCCAGAACGAUUCCUUGUCAACAAUCUCAUCUCAAUGUACUCAAAGUGUGGAUCACUCAGUUAUGCUCGCAACGUGUUCGAUAAAAUGCCUGAAAGAGAUCUCGUUUCCUGGAACUCGAUUUUAGCUGCUUAUGCGCAGUCUGCCGAAGGUGUUAUCGAGAAUAUUGAAGAAGGGUUUCUUCUUUUUAGGAUUUUAAGGCAGAACGUUGUGUUUACUAGUCGAAUGACUCUGGCUCCGGUGUUGAAACUCUGUUUGUAUUCUGGGUAUGUGUGGGCUUCAGAGGCGGUUCAUGGGUAUGCUUGCAAGAUUGGUUUGGAUAAUGAUGAGUUUGUUUCUGGAGCUCUUGUUAAUAUAUAUCUGAAGUUUGGUAAGGUUAAGGAAGGUAGGGUUUUGUUUGAACAGAUGCCUUAUAGAGAUGUUGUGUUAUGGAACGUAAUGUUGAAGGCUUAUCUUGAUAUGGGUUUUAAAGAAGAAGCUGUUGAACUCUCUUCUGCAUUUCAUAGAAGUGGCUUGGAUCCCAAUGGUACCACCUUGCGUCUACUCGAUAGAGUGUCUAGUGAUGUUUCUGAAGGAGGACAAGUGAAGUCCCUUGCAAAUGGUCAUAAUGAUGCUUCAGAAAUAAGAUCCAAGAACCAAAUAUUGACUAAAUAUCUCAAGGCAAGCAAGCAUUCAGCUCUUCUCCAAUGUUUUGCGGAUAUGGUUGAGUCUAACUUGGAAUGUGAUGAUGUUACAUUUAUUUUGGUGUUAGCGACAGCUGUUAGGUUAGAUAGCUUAGCAUUAGGGCAGCAAGUUCAUUGUAUGGCAUUGAAGUUAGGAUUUGAUUUGAUGCUCACUGUGGCGAAUAGUGUAAUAAACAUGUACUGUAAGCUGAGAAAAGUGGGCUUUGCUAGGACAGUAUUUCACAGUAUGAGUGAAAGAGAUUUGAUUUCGUGGAAUUCAGUUAUCUCCGGUUUUGCUCAAACUGGCCUAGAAGUGGAAGCAGUGCGUCUGUUUAUGCAGCUGUUACGUUGUGGCUUCACACCAGACCAUUAUACCAUGACUAGUGUUCUAAAGGCAACGUCGUCUCUCUCUGAAAGCUUGUCGUUGAACAAACAAGUUCAUGUUCAUGCGAUUAAAACCAAUAAUGUUACCGACAGUUUUGUCUCUACUGCUCUGAUUGACGCCUACUCUCGGAACAAGUGUAUGAAAGAGGCAGAGAUUUUGUUCGAGAGGAACGAUUUCGACCUCAUCGCUUGUAAUGCCAUGAUGUCUGGUUAUAACCAAAGUAAUGACGGCCACAAGACUUUGAAGCUCUUCGCAUUGAUGCAUAAGCAGGGAGAGAGAUCCGAUGAUUUCACACUUGCAACAGUGCUUAAGACAUGUGGUUCCUUGUUUGAGGCAAAUCAAGGAAAGCAAGUUCAUGCUUAUGCAAUCAAGUCCGGAUACUACUUAGACCUAUGGGUCAGCAGUGGAGUUUUGGAUAUGUAUGUAAAAUGUGGCGAUAUAAGAGCAGCACAGUUUGCUUUCAAUAGUAUUCCUGUCCCCGACGAUGUUGCUUGGACUACUAUGAUAUCAGGAUGCAUAGAAAAUGGAAAAGAAGAGCGAGCUUUUCAUGUUUAUAGCCAGAUGAGGCUCAUGGGAGUGUUGCCUGAUGAAUUUACAAUAGCCACACUUGCGAAGGCAAGCUCUUGCUUGACGGCAUUAGAGCAAGGCCGGCAAAUCCACGCAAACGCCCUCAAGCUGAAUUGCACAGGUGAUCCGUUCGUUGGAACUUCACUAGUAGACAUGUAUGCUAAGUGUGGAAGUAUAGACGACGCAUAUUCUUUGUUUAAAAGAAUCGAAAUGAGGAACAUCGCUGCCUGGAACGCAAUGUUAGUAGGAUUAGCUCAACAUGGGGAAGGGAAAGAAGCGCUUCAGCUUUUCAAACAGAUGAAAUCUUUGGGUAUAAGACCUGACAAGGUCACAUUUAUCGGUGUUCUCUCUGCUUGCAGCCACUCAGGCUUAGUAUCCGAGGCCUACAAGCAUAUCGAAUCAAUGCAUCGAGACUAUGGAAUAAGGCCUGAGAUAGAACACUACUCUUGUUUAGCUGAUGCGCUUGGCCGUGCUGGACUUGUUCGAGAGGCUGAAAAAUUGAUUGAGUCAAUGUCCUUGGAAGCUUCAGCGUCCAUGUACAGAGCUCUCCUUGCAGCUUGCAGAGUUCAAGGGGAUACAGAAACAGGGAAGAGAGUGGCAACUAAGCUUUUGGAGCUAGAGCCAUUAGAUUCAUCAGCUUAUGUGCUCUUAUCUAACAUGUAUGCUGCUGCUUCCAAAUGGUCUGAGAUGAAACUCGCCCGGACAAUGAUGAAAGGUCAGAAAGUGAAAAAAGACCCGGGUUUCAGCUGGAUCGAGGUGAAAAACAAGAUCCAUCUAUUUGUUGUGGAUGAUAGAUCAAACCCUCAAAGUGAAUUGAUAUACGAAAAAGUAAAAGAUGUGAUCAGAGACAUCAAACAAGAAGGGUAUGUUCCUGAGACAGAUUUCACACUUGUAGAUGUGGAGGAAGAGGAGAAAGAACGUGCACUGUACUACCACAGCGAGAAGCUAGCGGUUGCUUUUGGGCUUAUGAGCACUCCUCCAUCAACACCUAUCAGGGUGAUCAAGAAUCUUCGUGUAUGUGGAGAUUGCCACAAUGCGAUGAAGUACAUAGCAAAGGUGUAUGAAAGAGAGAUUAUACUGAGAGAUGCAAACCGGUUUCACCGUUUCAAGGAUGGUAAAUGCUCAUGUGGUGAUUUUUGGUAG